CGUCGUACCAUUUCAUUACACUCCCAACUCCCAGGCUCACGAAGAAGUGAAGAACUCUCUCUCUCUUCUCUCUCUCUCUUCCCCGCACUGCGGAAUUCCCUCCCAAAUUUCUAGGGUUAUGUUCUCCUCCAAUCACUAAUCCAUCCACUCACCGCUAUCCCUCUCUUCAAGAUCAGAAUUUUGGUUUACAAGGUGCUUAAAAAGAAUGCAAUCGAAGUCUGAAACUGCAAAUCGGGUAGAAGCUCAUUCAUACGAUCUUCCACGUUCAGCAGCAUAUGCUGAUCCCUGGUGGACAGCUGCUGGCUGUAAUCCAAUUAACCCUCGCUCGAAGCGGGCAAGUGUAUCUGAUUCAUCGUCACUGGAGCAAUCUGUUGAUGAUCAAUCACAGUCGGAUGGUGAUGAUGAUACUGCUAAAAAGUCGCAAAAUUCUGCACCUUCAGAUCAAGAUGGAAAUUAUGGGCAAGUGGAUCAGAGUCUUCAGCACGCCAAAUCAACAAUGUCUGCAAGAACCGAUGAGAGCCUUAUACAGCCACCACAGCUUGAACUUGUUGGACAUUCAAUUGCUUGCACUCCGAAUCUGUACACAGACCCAUAUUUUAUGGGGAUGAUGGCCUCUUAUGGUCAGCCAUUGGUUCCUCAGUUUCUUGAUAUGCAACAAGCUAGGAUGCCUUUGCCACUUGAAAUGACUCAAGAGCCCGUUUACGUGAAUGCCAAGCAGUAUCAUGGGAUCCUCCGGAGGAGAGAGUCACGUGCUAAAGCAGAAUCUCAAAAGAAGCUAAUAAAAGUUAGAAAGCCGUAUCUUCACGAGUCCCGACAUCAGCAUGCUUUGAAGAGGGCUAGGGGUACUGGAGGGCGUUUUGCAAAGAAAUCUGAGACAGCUGCUUCGAAAGAAACAGGCUCUGGUGCAGCUGCCGAUCCCCAACUUCCAUCGAUAAAUGGAGGCAGCAGUUACUACGUUGGAGGUUCAUCAGGUGGACGGGGGAGUAUUGCAACUAACGCAGCAUAGGAAGACAACAGAAGUGGAGUUGUUCUCGAUCUUAGCUUUUUCAAGCUGGGCGGCAAAUCAUUCUUGGCUUUGUUAUGGUUUAGGAAGGGG
Molecule: messenger RNA, 1096 nt
Organism: Ipomoea nil (Japanese morning glory)
Lineage: Eukaryota; Viridiplantae; Streptophyta; Magnoliopsida; Solanales; Convolvulaceae
Product: nuclear transcription factor Y subunit A-1-like
Exons: 7
Coding region: 206-1006 (266 amino acids)
Biological process (GO): regulation of transcription by RNA polymerase II
Cellular component (GO): CCAAT-binding factor complex
Molecular function (GO): RNA polymerase II cis-regulatory region sequence-specific DNA binding; DNA-binding transcription factor activity, RNA polymerase II-specific
Source: RefSeq, a predicted model, not a curated record